Gossypium raimondii (Peruvian cotton) is the source of this 882-nucleotide messenger RNA. RefSeq lists its product as uncharacterized. The record is from RefSeq and is a predicted model, not a curated record. Lineage: Eukaryota; Viridiplantae; Streptophyta; Magnoliopsida; Malvales; Malvaceae. The coding region runs from base 1 to 882 and encodes 293 amino acids. The transcript has a single exon.
AUGAUUGAGAAAUUCCUACUGAAGUACUUCCCAACAGCUAAGACAGCCAAGUUAAGGAAUGAUAUCUCUUCCUUUCUUCAGAUUGAUUUAAAGACCCUACAUAAUGCAUGGGAGAGGUAUAAAGACUUAUUGAGACGGUGCCCUCACCAUGGGUUACCUCUAUGGCUACAGGUUCAAACCUUCUACAACGGUUUGAAUCUCUCAACUAGGAAAUUGAUCGAUGCAGCAGUCGAUAGUACACUUAACAAUAAAACACCCGAAGUGGCUUAUGAGUUUAUAGAGGAGAUGGCACUGAAUAAUUAUCAAUGGCAAGUCAUGAUGAUGAAGCCGAUGAAAGCAGCCGGUGUUUUCAAUUUAGAUGCAGUCACCAUGUUAUCAAAUCAGGUAGAACAAUUAAAUAAGAAAAUUGAUGGUUUAUAUGUUUCUACGCAGGUACAUCCGAUGAUGCAAUGCGAUACGAAUGAAAGAGUAAUGAACAAUCCAAAAAGUUUACCCUAUGGUCCUAUCACAGAGAAUGAACAAAUCGAUUAUAUGAGAAAUAAUUUUAGGCCUCAAAAUAACCCUUAUAGUAACACAUAUAAUGCAGGUUGGAGGAACCAUCACAAUUUCUAUUGGGGUGGUCAAGGAAAUCAGAGAGCACAACCCCCUCCAAGCUUCCAACAACAACCUUACCUGCAAGAGAAAAAGUCGAAUCUCAAAGAGAUGUUGAUGAAGUUUAUCUCGGUGUCAGAAACCCGCUUUCAAAACACUGAAGCAGCACUUAAAAAUCAGCAAGCAUCAACUCAAGGACUCGAGAAUCAAAUCGGUCAACUUGUUAAAUUGAUUUCGAAAAGACCACAAGGUAGUUUGCCUAGCAAUACUGAAACUAACCCUAAGGAGUAG